GAGCGGGCGGGGAGUCUAGGCCCAGGACAGCACCUAUUUCCUGCUGGUGUAACAGAGCACCUUCUCUCACUACUCUGGCCAUACCACCCCCGCGAUAGAGGAGCAACACAGCUGUCUCUGUGCGCUCUGGAUCAGCGCUUCCUAGAUUUCUAGCCGGAUCGUUUGGAGAAGGGCUCUGCAUCUUAUUUCCGGUGGCGGUGAGGUGCAGUUGCCAUGGUGAUUAGAGAAAGGCCGAGAUCUGCCCAGCUGCGGUGAGAGGAACGCUGAAUCGCCGAAGAGAAUUGGCUGCGCUUCCUUGUUUGUGAGCUAGAAUUAGAAUGGCGAUCAGUCCACGAAGCGAUGCAACUUUCUCCAGUCAGAAGUCAACACGUUCAGAGAGUCCUCGAACAAAGAAAUUUCCACUAACUGAAGAGGAAAUAUUUUAUAUGAAUUGUAGAGCUGCCUACUUAACUGUCUUCAAAAGCAGCUUGGAAAACAUUAUUUCUAAAGAUCAACUUUACUUAGCUCUUCAGCAUGCAGGAAGAAAUCCAUCCCAAAAGACCAUUAAUAAGUAUUGGACUCCUCAAACUGCCAAACUGAAUUUUGAUGAUUUUUGUAUAAUUUUAAGGAAGGAAAAACCUACUUCAAAAGCAGAACUACUAAAAUCAUUUAAGCAAUUAGAUGUAAAUGAUGAUGGCUGUAUUUUACACACUGACCUUUAUAAAUUUCUAACAAAGAGAGGUGAGAAGAUGACUCGAGAAGAAGUAAAUGCCAUAAUAAAUUUGGCUGAUGUAAAUGAUGAUGGCAAAUUUGACUACAUCAAGUUUUGUAAAUUAUAUAUGACAACCAACGAGCAAUGUCUCAAGACUACACUAGAAAAACUAGAGGUUGACAGUAAAUUGAUGCGUCACCAGUUUGGAAACCACAUCAAAGGGUCCCCUGAAAGGGACCCAUCACCAGUACCAAAACCAUCACCUAAAAUCACAAGAAAAACUGAUCCAGAAACAUUCUUAAAUAAAGGUGACACCAGGAGUUCUUUACUGUCAGCAACCAGGAAGUUCAAAACAUCUGUUUCCUUCACAGUUACCAUGGGGCCUAAUGGUAACCGAAACUCAAAGUUAACGGAGCCAAAUUUAAUAAAGGACUGGCAACACAUGCAAUCAAAAGGUUGCUUCUUCUUAGAAGAAGAUGGUGAAAUCAUUAGUCAUCAGUACAGGAUGCAAAUAGCUCAGAGGUCCAUGGUUUAUCUAACAAUUAAGCCAUUAAACCUGAGUCAAGUUGAAGGAAAACCAUCCCCUUGGUUAUCCGUUGAUACUGCCUUGUAUAUUCUCAAGGAAAAUGAGAGUCAAGCAAAUCUACAGCUUGUGUGUUUUACCGAACUACGAAAUAGAGAAGUGUUUGGAUGGACUGGUGAACUAGGACCUGGAAUUUACUGGUUAAUUCCUUCCACAACUGGCUGUAGGCUGAGGAAAAAAAUAAAACCAGUAACAGAUGAAGCCCAACUUGUAUAUAGAGAUGAAACAGGGGAAUUAUUCCUUACAAAGGAAUUUAAGUCUACUUUAUCAGAUAUAUUUGAAGUAAUUGAUUUAGAUGGAAAUGGUCUUCUUAGCCUUGAAGAAUAUAAUUUUUUUGAAUUGAGAACAAGUGGUGAGAAAUGUGAUGAAGAUGCUUGGGCUGUCUGCAGAGAGAAUUUUGAUACAAAGAGGAAUGAACUAACGAGACAAGGAUUUAUGGAUUUGAAUCUAAUGGAAGCUAAUGAUCGAGAAGGAGAUCCUUGUGACCUUUGGGUAACUCUACACUCUAUGGGCUACAAUAAAGCUCUGGAGUUGACAGAGGCAUGUCCAUUUGUCAUUGAUAUCUAUGCAGAAAAAUGCAAGCCAAAAAUUAAAGCUGUCCAUAUGGAGGCAUGUAGUGGACAACUUGAGAAGGCCAUUUGUAAAUCUGUUCUUAGCAACGGUGAUGCUAAAGUAAUGGAUGGCUAUGAAAAUAUAAUCGUGCAUACUUACAGUUGUGACACCUGGAUAACGUCAGUUAUUGAAAACAAGUCAGAUGAGAAAGUGAUUAUUCACAUCAACAAUGAGCUAAGUAAAAACUGCAUAAACAACAGAGGACUCAACAUAUUUGCAGUAGAAGUGGGACCCAAAUCUACAAUGGUUUGUCAACAUGUAAUGCCUCUGAAUGAACGACAAGAAUGGAUAUAUUAUUGUAUAUAUUCUCUUAUUUCUUAAAUAAUUAUACUUAGAACUUACCAAACUAAGAAUUAUUUCAGAUUUAGUCUGUUAUUUAUUAAACAACUAAAUGCUACUUAACUGAUGUACCUAAAUAAUAAUCUAUUCAAUAUAUAUGCAUUUUCAUUUUAUGUCCAUGUUAUGUACUUUAUUAUUAAAAUAUAAAUAAUGCUUUCA
This is a messenger RNA of Pan troglodytes (chimpanzee), 2384 nucleotides long. RefSeq names its product EF-hand calcium binding domain 7 (gene EFCAB7). The coding region runs from base 318 to 2207 and encodes 629 amino acids. NCBI's taxonomy places the organism in Eukaryota, Metazoa, Chordata, Mammalia, Primates, Hominidae. Gene Ontology annotation, biological process: positive regulation of protein localization to ciliary membrane. The transcript has 14 exons. Gene Ontology annotation, molecular function: calcium ion binding. Gene Ontology annotation, cellular component: ciliary membrane; plasma membrane protein complex. The record is from RefSeq and is a predicted model, not a curated record.